Populus euphratica (Euphrates poplar) is the source of this 5714-nucleotide messenger RNA. RefSeq names its product transcription elongation factor SPT6-like. Gene Ontology annotation, molecular function: nucleosome binding; histone binding; nucleic acid binding. Lineage: Eukaryota; Viridiplantae; Streptophyta; Magnoliopsida; Malpighiales; Salicaceae. Gene Ontology annotation, biological process: transcription elongation by RNA polymerase II; transcription elongation-coupled chromatin remodeling; nucleosome organization. The coding region runs from base 323 to 5266 and encodes 1647 amino acids. The transcript is spliced from 17 exons. Gene Ontology annotation, cellular component: transcription elongation factor complex. The record is from RefSeq and is a predicted model, not a curated record.
GUUAGCCCACAAAGAGCCCAACAAGUUUACCACAUAAAAUCCAAGCAGCGAAAGCCUGUCUUUUUUUUUUUCGAGUUUUUUUUUCUCUUUCGUUUCUAAUUUCACUCUUUAAUCCUCGCAAUCACUACCAAAUCUCUCAAAGUUUACCACAUAAAAUCCAAGCAGCGAAAGCCUGUCUUUUUUUUUUUCGAGUUUUUUUUUCUCUUUCGUUUCUAAUUUCACUCUUUAAUCCUCGCAAUCACUACCAAAUCUCUCAAAUUUCUCUUCCUUUGGCUCUCUGUUUGCCAUAAUUUUCGAUUUUUCUUCGAUCAGAUCAACCGGCAUGGGAAAAAACGUGGUUUCUGACGAAGAAGAUGAGGUGGAGUUAGAAGACGAAGAUGAGAGAGAGCCAGUUGAUGGAGAUAAAAUUGGACGAGACGACGAGGAGGAGGAGGAGGAUGAAGAAGGGCAGGAUGAAUAUGAGAAGGAUGAUUUUAUAGUGGAUGAUGUCGAGGAGGAAGAAGAGGUGGAAGAAGAAGAGGACAGGGCAGAUAGCGACGAGGAGAGGCACAAGAAGAAGAAGAAAAAGAAGAAAAGAGAAGCUGAGGAUGUACUCGAUGAAGAUGACUACGAGCUCCUGCGAGACAACAACGUGUACCACCAUCGGCCAAAGGAUAGCAAAAAAUUUAAGCGUUUGAAGAAAGCUCAGAGGGAUUCAGAUGAGGACAGAUAUGGGCUUUCUGAUGACGAGUUUGAUAGAAGUGGUAAAGGUGGUCGAACUGCUGAGGAGAAACUGAAGCGCAGCUUAUUUGGUGAUGAUGAAGGGGUUCCACUUGAGGAUAUGCCUGAAGAGGAGGAGCAAGAAGAAGUGGAAGAGGAUGUGGACAUUGGUGACGAGGAUGAGAUGGCUGAUUUUAUUGUGGAUGAAGAUGAUGAUGAUGGAACUCUUGUGAGACGCAAGAAGCUAAAGAAAAAGAAAUCUCAGCAGGCAUCUGGAGUUUCAUCUUAUGCCUUGCAAGAAGCUCAAGAGAUAUUUGGUGAUGUUGAUGAACUCAUACAGAUACGCAGGCAAGGGUUAGAAUCUAGUGAAUGGAGAGAAAGGAGACUGGAAGAUGAAUUUGAGCCAACUGUCCUUUCUGAAAAAUACAUGACUGAGAAAGAUGAUCAGAUCCGGAUGACUGAUAUUCCAGAAAGAAUGCAGGUAUCUGAGGGAAGCACUGGUCCUCCUCCAUUGGAUGAUUUCAGCAUAAUGGAGGAGAGCAACUGGAUUUAUAGUCAGAUUGCAAGUGGAACAUUGCCUUUGUUUGCGGAGAGUGGACUGCUUAUAAACAAGGAUGAUGUCACCCGAUUUUUGGAAUUACAUCACAUUCAGAAGUUAGAUAUUCCCUUCAUUGCUAUGUAUCGGAAGGAAGAGUGUUUAAGCCUGUUGAAAGAUCCCGAGCAAUGUGAAGAUGAUGAAAAUCCUUAUGACACUGGUAGAAUUCCCACAUUCAAGUGGCACAAGGUGCUUUGGGCCAUCCAGGACUUGGACAGGAAGUGGUUACUUCUUCAGAAACGAAAGAGUGCCCUCAAUGCUUACUACAAUAAGCGCUUUGAAGAAGAAUCUCGACGGAUAUAUGAUGAAACAAGACUUAAUUUAAAUCAGCAGCUGUUUGAGUCAAUUCUUAAAUCACUGAAGACUGCUGAAUCAGAAAGAGAGGUUGAUGAUGUUGAUGCAAAAUUUAACCUGCAUUUUCCACCAGGUGAGGUUGGGGUGGAUGAAGGACAGUACAAGAGGCCCAUGCGGAGAUCACAAUACAGUAUCUGUAGUAAGGCUGGUCUAUGGGAAGUUGCAAGCAAAUUUGGUUACAGUGCCGAGCAACUGGGAAUGCAGUUAUCUUUAUUAAAGAUGGAGGACGAGUUGCAGGAUGCCAAGGAAACACCAGAGGAGAUGGCUUCAAAUUUUACAUGUGCAAUGUUUGAAAGUCCCCAAGCAGUUCUUAAAGGGGCUAGGCACAUGGCUGCAGUUGAGAUAAGUUGUGAGCCGUGUGUCAGGAGAUAUGUCCGUUUAAUUUUUAUGGACAAGGCUGUAGUGUCUACGAGUCCAACAUCAGAUGGGAAAGCUGCUAUAGAUUCUUUCCAUCAGUUUGCAGGUAUCAAGUGGUUGCGUGAAAAGCCAGUCAAGAAGUUUGAGGAUGCACAGUGGCUCCUUAUCCAGAAAGCUGAAGAGGAGAAACUUCUUCAAGUCACUAUUAAGCUUCCACAAAAAGUUAUGGAUCAAUUGAUUGAUGACUGUAACGGUCGCUACCUGAGUAUUGGUGUUAGUAAAUAUGCUCAACUGUGGAAUGAGCAAAGGAGUUUGAUACUGAAGGAUGCACUCUUUGCUUUUUUGUUGCCUUCAAUGGAGAAAGAGGCUAGGUCAUUGUUGACAAGUAGAGCUAAAAACCGGUUGCUUUGGGAAUAUGGGAAGGUUUUUUGGAAUAAAGUCUCUGUGGGCCCAUAUCAACGUAAAGAAAGUGAUAUUUCCAUGGAUGAUGAAGCUGCACCUAGGGUUAUGGCUUGCUGUUGGGGUCCUGGAAAGCCAGCUACUACUUUUGUGAUGCUAGAUUCAUCUGGGGAGGUUUUAGAUGUACUUUAUGCUGGGUCCCUUACCUUACGAUCUCAGCAUGCUAAUGAUCAGCAACGCAAGAAAAAUGAUCAGCAACGUGUUCUGAAAUUUAUGACAGACCACCAGCCACACGUGGUUGUUCUUGGAGCUGUGCACUUGUCUUGUACUAAACUGAAGGAUGACAUUUACGAGAUUAUUUUUAAAAUGGUGGAGGAAAAUCCUAGAGAUGUUGGACAUGAGAUGGAUGAGCUGAGUAUUGUGUAUGGGGACGAGUCUCUCCCCCGUCUUUAUGAAAAUUCUCGGAUUUCUUCUGAUCAACUACCUGGGCAGUCAGGCAUUGUUAAACGGGCUGUUGCUCUUGGCCGUUAUCUACAAAAUCCCUUGGCUAUGGUUGCAACGCUAUGUGGACCAUCUAAGGAGAUUCUAUCUUGGAAACUAAAUCCUUUGGAGAACUUUCUCACUCCUGAUGAUAAAUACAUGGUGAUUGAACAAGUCAUGGUAGAUGCCACAAACCAGGUGGGCUUAGACAUUAAUUUGGCCACAAGCCAUGAAUGGUUAUUUGCUCCUUUACAAUUCAUUUCUGGGCUUGGACCCAGAAAGGCAGCAUCUUUGCAGAGAUCUCUGGUAAGAACUGGAGCGAUUUUCACUCGCAAGGACUUCGUUACAGCUCAUGGUCUUGGUAAAAAGGUGUUUGUCAAUGCAGUUGGUUUUUUGCGUGUCCGGAGGAGUGGCCUUGCUGCUAGCAGCAGCCAGUUCAUUGAUGUGUUAGAUGAUACAAGGAUACAUCCAGAAUCCUAUGGUCUCGCACAGGAGUUGGCAAAAGUCAUUUAUGAAAAGGACAGUGGUGAUGUAAAUGAUGAUGAUGAUGCACUCGAGAUGGCAAUUGAGCAUGUUAAAGAGCGGCCUAAUUUAUUGAAAACAUUUGUUUUCGAUAAGUAUCUCGAAGACAAGAAGCGGGAAAACAAGAAGGAGACUUUCAUGGAUAUAAGAAGGGAAUUAAUACAAGGUUUCCAAGAUUGGCGUAAACAGUAUAAAGAACCAACCCAGGAUGAGGAAUUUUAUAUGAUUUCAGGUGAAACCGAGGAUACCCUUGCUGAAGGGAUAAUUGUACAAGCCACAGUUCGCAGGGUGCAAGGUGGAAAGGCAAUAUGUGCAUUGGAAUCUGGUCUGACUGGGAUUCUUACAAAGGAGGACUACGCUGAUGAUUGGAGGGAUAUUCCUGAGUUGUCCGACAAGCUGCAUGAAGAUGAUAUACUGACUUGCAAGAUAAAAUCAAUUCAGAAGAAUAGAUAUCAAGUGUUUCUUGUUUGCAAAGACAGUGAGAUGAGAAAUAACCGAUAUCAGCAGGCCCGAAACCUUGAUCGCUAUUAUCAUGAAGACCAGAGCAGUCUGAGGAGUGAGCAGGAGAAGGUUCGCAAAGAGAGGGAACUUGCAAAGAAACAUUUCAAGCCUAGGAUGAUUGUUCAUCCACGCUUCCAGAAUAUAACGGCUGAUGAAGCAAUGGAGUUCUUAUCUGACAAGGAUCCUGGAGAAAGUAUUAUUCAUCCUAGUUCUCGUGGGCCGUCGUAUUUAACUCUAACCCUUAAAGUUUACAACGGAGUUUAUGCUCACAAAGACAUAGUUGAAGGUGGGAAGGAACACAAAGAUAUCACGAGUGUACUUCGUAUUGGGAAGACAUUGAAAAUUGGGGAGGACACAUUUGAGGAUUUGGAUGAGGUAAUGGACCGCUAUGUUGAUCCCUUGGUGAGCUACCUAAAGGCAAUGCUAAGUUAUCGCAAGUUCAGAAGUGGCACCAAAGCAGAAGUUGAUGAGCUCCUUAGGAUUGAGAAAUCACAACAGCCUACUAGGAUAGUUUAUGCAUUUGGCAUUUGUCAUGAACACCCAGGCACAUUCAUUCUCACUUAUAUAAGGAGUACAAAUCCCCAUCACGAGUAUGUUGGUCUAUAUCCCAAGGGAUUCAAGUUCCGAAAGCGUAUGUUUGAGGACAUUGAUCGGCUGGUGGCAUAUUUUCAAAAGCAUAUAGAUGAUUCCUUGCAUGAAUCAGCACCAUCAAUUAGGUCAGUUGCUGCUAUGGUCCCAAUGCGAAGCCCUGCAACUGGGGGCUCGUCCUGGGGCGGUUCAAACUAUGAAGGUGGUCGGAGAGGGCAGUCUUUUGACAGAGAUCGUUCUUCUGGUCCAGGUUCCAGGACAGGUCGAAAUGAUUAUAGAAGUGGUGGUAGUCGAGAUGGUCACCAGAGUGGGGCACCAAGACCAUACAGUGGACGAGGACGUGGUCGUGGCUCAUAUAACAAUGGCGGAGGAAGUAAUAAUGGCAAUGAAAGGCGGGAUUCUGGUUAUGAUAAGCCCAGAUGGGAUUCAGGAACCAAGGAUGGUGAUGAAGGCUGGGGCAGUUUCCCAGGAGCCAAAGUCCAAAACUCACCUGGCAGGGAAGCUUUUCCUGGUGGCUGGGGAACUGGUGCAAGCAGUGGUGGAAAUGGUUGGGGUGGUGGAGCUAGUGGUGGUGAUAAUAGUGGUUGGGGCCCUGGAACUGGUGGUGGGACUGAUAGUGGGAAUUCUGGGCGGGGUACUACCAGCUUGAAGAGAGAUUCAGCACAAAGGGGGUGGGGUGCUGCUGGAGGUGGAAAUGGCAAUGGUAGUGACUCUGGUCAUGGAAGUCGUGGUGUAGGCACUAACGAUGAGAAUUCUGGGUGGGGGCAAUAACUCUUUAAGAAGGUCCAGCACAGAGUAGCUGGGGGUACUGGUGGCAAUGGCGGUGGUGACUGGGGUCAAGAAAAUGGUAGUGGGGCCACUGACAACAGGAGUUCUGAACUCCCGGUACUGCUCCCAAGAGAGGUUCUUAAUAGUCACAAGCCGACAGUGGAUGGUCAGGAGGUGGUGGUGGUUGGUGAAGCAGCCAAACACUAGUCCAUUCCAAGUUUCCGAGGUAAAUGACUGGAAAGAGGCAACGGCAUAGCUCUAGGGAUCUGGCGAAAGCUGUAGAACCUGGCAAGGUUCUUCCAACAGCAUUUUCUGGCAGGUGGAAGGACCGUUGAAUAUACAUGUAACUCUUAUCAUGUAGAAAAAAAUAUUUGCUUUUUUAGUUAUUUUUUAGUUUUUUCAAUUUAAUUUAAGAAAUUAAAUAUUAUGUUUAAUAAUUUUAUUUUCUCUA